UCUUCGUCUUCGCUAGUGGGAAAGCAAAAUAUAAGGUGAGGCUAUGGCAUACGUAAUACCGGGUGCCGCUCGCGGAGCGGAUGCGAAGCAUCUCUGAAAUAUCAUACUACUCCUACAAAUCUUGCAUCUUGUACGCCUCUCCUCUCGUCUGGUGUCACUCCAUCUUCAGUCCAUCAAUCGGCUGCGGCAUCAAUAUAUCUUCCUAUUUCCUAUCGUGCCCAAGAACAGCCACCAUGGGCUUCAAGUUACUCCAGUGGCUGGUGUACACGCCGCUGCUCCUAACCUCCAUCAUCACCUUCUCGAUCAACACGUACCUGCUCGCCAUCCUGGCCUCGCACUCCCUCUCGCUGCCAGACUCCAUCCCGGCUGUCGAGGGCAUAUCCGGCGCCUCCAUCCUCUACACCUUUGUCACACUCGUCCUGCUAUCCAGGCUCGUAUCCGUUCCGAAAUGUGCUGCGCAGAUGAUCCUCAAUUUUGCAUUCGCCAUUUGCUGGAUAUACGUGAGCGUCACAUACAGGGCCGGCGCGAGUGGAUGCUCCGGGGACAAUGUCAACGCGGGUGUGUUGGGAAAGGGAAAAGAAGGCGACAAGGUGGACGGCGGCUCCGGCGGCUCUGUUGUCCUCCCCGAUUACGGGACGGGUUGUCGACUCCAGAGUGCCGUGCUCGCCGUGGGCAUCAUCAGCAUAUUCCUCUCACUGGGAGCCAUUGCCGUUGAGCUCUUCCUCGCUCGCCAGAUCUACCGCGAGAAGCACAGGCUUCUUCCCGUCGAUCCGGAAUCUACCAUCGAACAUGAACCUAAGGAUGAGACGGGGACCGUGACAUCAACAGCUCCCAAAGGGUUCUUUGCUCGUCUUUUCAGCAAACGACGAGCACUGCCAGCUCAAAAGAUGGAGCAAGACAACAUGCUGCCCGAGCACACCACGCCCGGUGAGCUUGUCACCAACCCACGGACCGACAGCUUCGCUCGGAGCGAGCACAUGAGCCAGGUCGGGGUGGCUCACGGAGCCCCCGAGCCGCAGAGAUAUGAACUCUACUCCGGCCAGCCACAGCAGCAAGCAUAUGCCGGAUAUCAGGGAUACUCCCAUCAACAACGAUACGACGGCGUGGACAAUGUGGAUGACCAAGUGAGCCCACAAAGUCCACAGCGAUACAACCUCCAAGAGACAUAUGGCGAUUUCGACUUUCCCACGCAGACCUAUGAGACGAGCAACCCGUACACGGGGCACAGGACGGGCGGGUACCAGCCUGCGCCGGACUAUCGAUAUGAGGACGGAAUCUAUGAACGUCGCUGAACGUGAGACAGAUGAGACAUGAUGCGGAGAUACCCGUUGGAUACAAGACAUUAUCCUACAACCAGCAUAUGCAGAUAUAGAUAAUAGUGAUU
Molecule: messenger RNA, 1384 nt
Organism: Emericellopsis atlantica
Lineage: Eukaryota; Fungi; Ascomycota; Sordariomycetes; Hypocreales; Bionectriaceae
Exons: 2
Coding region: 81-1292 (403 amino acids)
Source: RefSeq, a predicted model, not a curated record